Hippoglossus stenolepis (Pacific halibut) is the source of this 5612-nucleotide messenger RNA. It is a transcript of the gene fam53c, whose product is annotated as family with sequence similarity 53 member C. The record is from RefSeq and is a predicted model, not a curated record. Lineage: Eukaryota; Metazoa; Chordata; Actinopteri; Pleuronectiformes; Pleuronectidae. Gene Ontology annotation, cellular component: nucleus. Gene Ontology annotation, biological process: protein import into nucleus.
UGCACGCCGCCUGGUUAUUAUGAAGUGUGCUCGUUAGCACCGGACGCUGCUCGGAGGUCGGUGCCGGUGCUGCGGUGAGUCCCGGGGCCGCUGCGUCGUCUCUUUGAUUCGUUGUGGAGGGUUAGCUGGCGGCGGGCGGAGCGCUGAGAGCGGCUCUUUAAUAACAACGUUACUGGGUCAACACACCGAGCACCGCCGCUGUCUGCCGGCCCGCUGCACCCACCGGAGCCGCCUCAGCCUGGAACACCUGCCGUCCGACCAGGUGCGUUGCAGGGGGCAACAGCUCAAUGACAAUGUCCUUGUGAGAGUGGGCGGGGCUACCUGGCCCUGAGCUGUAAGGAGGAGGAGGAGUCUCAGCCCUUGGCCCACCCCCUCCUCCUCCUGCAACUGACCAAACGGCUGGACGCACAGACGGGCGUGGCUCGCCCCUCCCUCCUCCUCCCCUCUCUUCCCCAUUCUCUCCCCCUCCCCCUCCCACCUACUGCACACCUCCCCACCCCAUCUCCCUGCUCUGCCCCCCCAUCCCUGGCCACCAUGCUGUGGUCACGCUGCUGGUGGAAAGCCUGAGGAAGACUCUGGAAGGCGACCCUGCUCAGCCAGGGGACUUCUACCUGUCCCUGCUGGACCCCCACACCCUCGCUGAGUGCUGCCCCCCUCAUGGCUUGAUGCCUGAGAGCAGCUACUGGCAGCUCUGCCCUCCCUCUAAGUCCGGCCUGCAGGGGGGGUUGCUGAGCUCUAGUUUCCCGCCUGGCCCUGUGCCGUUGGUGCCGCCCGAUGCUCACCUGCAGGAGGGGGGCGACCCCCUGGACAGGACCGCCUCUCAGCCUCCGCAGCACCGGCCUCUGGCCCCCAGCACCUCAGCGUCAGAGCUGUCCCUCCCCGGAGCGGCACCGGCAGCACCACCUCCUGCGCCCGGCCUCCCUCCCCCUCCUCCCCCGCCCCCCAAACGCCACUGCCGUUCACUGUCGGUGCCCGAGGACCUGUCCCGCUGCCGUUACACCUGGCGACCCAGCGCGUCACGGGUCUGGACCCCCGUCAGUCGCCAGCAAUGCCACGGUGGAGCUGGGGGAGGGGUUACAGGUGGGGGGGCAGGGGUGGGAGGAGGGGUUAUAGGGGCAGGUGCAGGGGGCGGAGUAUGUCCUCUCCGUGCUCCCAGCUCCUCUCUGAACUCGUCGCUGCACUCCUCGUCCAGCCCCACCUUCUUCAGCCUGGCGCUGUCUCCGGACUCGCCGCUGCCCUGGAGCUUCCCCUGGGAUGCUAGUGAGGCAGCGGCAGGGGGCGGAGCCUGCUGCUGCUUCUUUCCCUCCCCCUCCUCCUGCUCCUCCUCACCCUCUCCCCUCCACCCGCCUCCCCCUCCUCAGAGGCGUUUCUCUCUCUCCCCCGUGCUCAUCAGAGACUCUGCAGCCUCCACCUUCCUGCCUCCACUUCCCGUGCCGAGCCAGGCGGCGCCGCCUCCGCCAGGUGGCCCCACGCCUGUCGGGGCGGCUGUGGGGGGCCCAGUGCCCGCAUCGCCAUCCUCAGCCUGCAGCACGCCGUCGUCUCUGCGACGUAGCCUGCCACCACAGCUACCGCGCUGCCACUCGCAGCCAUGCGACCUGCUGCUGCUCAAACCAGGUUUGAAGAGACGGCGAGACCCCGACAGACCGUGCGCCCGACCCGUCCUCGACUUCACCAAGAUGACUCAGACCCGCAGCAUCGACCCGCAGUGUCUGGAGCGUGGCGGCGGCAGGCUGGCCUGCGGCGGGGACGUCUGCAUGGGCAUGGAGUCCUUCAUGGGCGACUUCCGGCGCUCCUGCUCUCCAGCCGAGUGCCUGGGCAGGACCAGCAUCGGGCCCCUGAGCGAGAGCGAUGAGGAGUGCCGCGAGGACGACGAUGACGACGAGGGGGAGGAGGAAGCGGACGAGCGCGAAGCGGCGCAGCAGGCGGUGUUUGAGAGGGAUUGUACAGAACUCGACUUGAACUUAAUAGAAGAAAACUGACGUCUUUGUAAAUGGAAGGCUGUUCUCUGUUUCACUUCUUUAGUUUUAUUUUGAAAGUAUCCGAACCCCUUGCCCAUUCCUGGACUACCCUCAUCUCAACACUCUACGCCUCCUUGCCACCAAUCAGCAAGGCUCUCAGGAACAACACCUCUCAUUGGAUGAGCUGAGGUUAAGGAAGCUGACAACAGUGAUGAUGUGACGCCGCCACUUUUGAACCCUCUGCUGUUUAAAUUGGAAAACCAGGAAGUUAGAGGUGAAACUCUGGUCGCCUGCGAUGAACGGAAACCUCGACACUCUGAGUCCCAGUCUGCAAAUUGUCCUCCAAAAGAUUAACUUCUGCUUCACCUGACGCCGCUCUCACGCCAUCGUUAAGGUCCAUAUCUCUGACUGGACUCAGACUGUCAGGUGUCCAUCAGCGGCUCUGCCUCCUGGCGUCCAGGUGUCUUCCAGCACAUAGCAACUGAGAAACACGUUAGUCUGAUGAGGCUCCACACUGCACCGCCAACCCGACACGCCAUCGUUACUUCAACGCAACACAAACCGAGACAUGGUCAGGAUUUAAAGGGUCAGUUCAAAUCACAAACAAUUUAAGAUAACAUUUAAAUACAUAAAUUUCAACUCAAGUUGCAGUUCCAGUUUAGUCGUCAAAUUUUAGUUAAUGACUUUUUUUCCACAACAAAGAAAGAAAAAGAUAAACCAGAGCAAAAGUUUGAUGAAAUGUUCUUCGUGUAUAUUAUUUAAUUUUUGUUCCUCAAAACUAUUUUCAUCGCAGUUCUCGUGUUCUACUGGUUUUAUUUAAACUAAAAUACAAACACUAAUGAAUUAUUUCAGCAGCAGACAAACUGUGAAUUCAGAAUAAAAUAUGAUCACGUCUCUUUUAAAACCUUCGUUAUGAGGGUGAAGAACAAAAAGAGUACGAAUGAGGCUUCAAGCGUCUGAUUGGUUGAGCUCAGUCGACACAGAUUUAACAUAAUGAUAAUGUAAACUUUAUUUAUACAGCACUUCUCUAAAAAAUAAGAGAAAGAAAAGCAGCUCAAUGAAAUAAACAGGAAAAAAUAAAACAUGUUAAACUUUACGUGUGUAACCAAAGUGAACUGAGCCCUCGAAGAUGAAUAUUAAUUAAUACAUAACAAGUGAAGUUGCUUGUGUUGAUCAGUUAUAAUCAGUUAUUCUGAUUUAACAGUAAAAUGAUCUAUUGAUCAGUUUUUGAUUCAAUACUAAAUAAAACAUGUUGAUCAUCAUUUUAAUCUUUAACUUUAUUUAUAACAAUAAAUACAUAAACCACAACUCUCACCUGUUAAAACAACUGCAUGUCUCAGUCAUGUGACCUUGGCGUAGUGAUGCGUUCAGGUUAGCUGGUGCGUUGUUGUGUCAUCAGGUGACACUGAGGGCAGGUAGCCACUGAUGCUGUUGUUCACCUGAGUGUUGUCACAUUCCCACCUCACUACAAAUACCCACUGUGUGUGUGUGUGUGUGUGUGUGUGUGUGUGUGUGUGUGGUCAUGUGACUUGUGUCCAGAUUUAAUCCAGAUUGUCAUUUAUGCUCCGCAGUCACAUGUUAAAGUUUAAACCAACUUUAACACAAAUUCCAACUAAAUAUCCAGAAACAUUAAGGAAAUGCAAACUGUUGCACGCAUCUUAAAACCUCUGUUGCAUGAAGAUGAGGAUUUGUUUUGUUGAGAUAAAACUGUCGAUGAGGUGAUUUUUUAAAAAUUAUUUUUCUUAAGCUGCAGGUAAUGAAACCAGUUCAGUUCAGAUCACAUCUCCUCAAACAUAGGACAACUCAAAUUUCUGACCUGCCAUGAAUCUGAUGAAAGGCUCAACGUUUGUUGAGGUGGUUUAAUAAGGCGUCAUUGUGAAUAUCAGAAAAUAAAUGAUAUCUUAAUUUGAGAAGCGUAAACGAACUUUUAUGUGUUUUAUUGAAAAAAAGCCGUCUGUGUUAAAGUGAAGACGAGUACGUUCAGAGUCUGAUCAGAGAAAACGUUACAACUUUCUUAAUCUGGAUUUAAUCUCGACGCUGAGGAUUCACAGAACCACUGGGUGUGAUUGUGACUGAAAACAUGAAAGUCGUGUGAUUUUUAUUUUUUCUCCGAUUUUUACGAGAGAACAAAUACUACACGUUAAAGGUUUUGAACAUUUUUCCUGCGUUGGUGCUGUUGACAGCUGCGUUAAGGACAACGUGGCUUCUUCUUUUACAUGUUUGAGAUUCUUCACAUUCCUGCUGAUCAAAUCAGAUUAAUUUCCUUUCUUCCAAACUACCAUUUUAUUUCCUUACCUGCGGCCUGCGUUCAGAUAAUCCAUCACAGUUGCUCUUUGGAGGUUGUAUUUUAGUUUCUGUACAUUAGUGUUUUUAUCACGUGGUGAGACGGUUGAAACUUCAGACGUCUCUUUAGUGAUGCAGUCAUUUAGAGAAGCUUCUAAAAAAUUAUUCAGAGACAAUUCAAACUUUAUUCCAGAAGACAAUCAACAGGAACAUUACAAAACAAAUGUACACACAGCCGCUGUAACACACACAAACUGACUCUGUCCCAGUGACACACAAACUGACUCUGUCCCAGUGACACACAGAUUAUGUCACUUAUUAUUCACAUAAUGUCCCCAUUACACACAUUUAGAUAUAAUGUCCCCAUUACACACAGAAACAAACACAAUGCCCCCAACCUGGAACAUUAUAAAAAACAAUCAGAUUUCAAAUUGUCCCUGAAUGCACCAAAAAUACUGCGACAUGUGUUUGGCCAAAAAGAACUAAAUCAAUGUAAAUGUGACUGUGAUGGAUUAUCAUCUUUUUAGUUUGGCGAUUUAACUGUAAAAUUUUCCCAUGAUUUUUUUUAAAGAGAAAAAUUAACGUAGCUAAAGUUGGGAUUGUUCAUGUCGUAGUGAGAUGUGACGAUGUUUGAUCUGACGAUAGAAAACAGAGCGUAGGUUGUCUGUGUGACAAUCUUGUUUAAAAAAACUAAAGGAUUAAUUUGCUCAGAUUUAUAUAAGAAUUAAGAAAUACAAACUAAAUUUAAAGAAGAAGAACUGUCCCAGCAAAACACAUACACACAUGUUGUCAUAGGACACCUUUGGGGACCCAGACUUGCAUUAAUUUCCUGGAGGUUUAACUCAACUUUAACCUGUCCCCACAUGUGGCCUAUGACAGAGAUCACACACUGAUCCACCCCCCUCUCCAUCCGCCCCCAUGUUCGUAGGUUUGUUUCUGCAGAUCAGUCCAUUACACCCAGCAUACGCCUUAACUGAACAUAUUCUACUAUUCUGUAAAUCAAAAUGUUCAAAAGAAAAAAAGGUAAAGACAAAACUAACGGAGAAGAAAUGGAAACGUGUACUGUAGCUGUUAAAUUUUUAGUCCUUCUGUUGGUUAUCUGCUGUUUUUUCUUAAUAUUUCUAAUCUGAGCGCGGCGAGAUGUCGUGAUGAUGAUGAUGAACACAUCGUGUUUAGGAGAAAAAAUAAAAAGCUUCAGGAGGAGGAUGAGCGGUCGUGUACAAAGUUAGCGCAGAGACUCGGACAUCUCUCGUCUUUUAGAAAUGUUUUUUAUUGUAUGUGAUUAAAAGGAAAAAACAAUAUGGCAAUUUGAAAAGCAGUUUGUGAAUAAAUUAAGUUUAAUGAGAAUUAUUUUACAAAGAAAGAAGAAAA